Molecule: messenger RNA, 750 nt
Organism: Cicer arietinum (chickpea)
Lineage: Eukaryota; Viridiplantae; Streptophyta; Magnoliopsida; Fabales; Fabaceae
Source: RefSeq, a predicted model, not a curated record
AUGACGAAAACUUUGCCUGUGUCGAAGAUGAUAUGGUGUAGAAAGAAAGCUGGCAUGGUUCAACAUAUAAGGAUUGAAUGUGCACUGUUUGGAUUCUAUGUUGAUCGACUGAAUGCAUAUUUGCAAUCCGGUUAUAAUCAAAAUGUGAACAUGAACAAUUUGAAAUACUAUGAAGAGAUGACAAUACUUGUUUCGACUCAUGAUACUGUAGAUAUCGUUAAUGAUUAUGUUUUAUCUUUAAUUCCAGAUGAGGAAAAGAAAUAUAUUAGUUCAGACUUAACUUUCCUUACUGAUGAAAAUUGUGUUGUGCAGGGAGAUUGGAUCACACUUGAAUUUUUGAAUGACAUAAAAUAUUCAGGAAUUUCAAAUCAUCGAUUAAGAUUAAAGAUUGGUGUUCUAGUCAUGCUUUUGAGAAACAUUGAUCAAACUAAUGGACUAAGUAAUGGAACAAGAUUUCUCAUAAAUGAACUCUCUACAAAUAUUAUUGGAGCAACUGUGUUCACGGGAAAAAACAUCGGUGAUAAGAUUUAUAUACCAAGGAUAAAUUUGGUUUCAUCUGAUCCAGCUUUCCCAUUUAAAUUCCAGAGAAGACAAUUUCCAUUGUCGUUGUGUUUUGCAAUUACCAUACAUAAUAGUCAAGGUCAAUCUCUUUCUCAAGUUGGUUUGUAUUUAAAGCGACCUGUAUUUACUCAUGGUCAGUGGCUAUUUCACGAGCAAAUGGUAUGGAAGGAUCAAAAUUUUUUAUUUUAG